AUGCUCACUUUUAGUAACAUUUCUAAUAAACUUAUCCGAAAUUUUUCAAACUUCCUUGAUUAUGCAGAAAUGAAAAAAUAUACAUAUAAUUCAUUUAGCAAUCAAAAUAAAGAAAGAAACAAAAUGAAUAAUAAUAUGAAAUAUAGAAUGAUUCAAAAAUAUUAUAUUAUAACAAUCGUUUUUUUCUUAUGUCUAUUAGGAAUAUAUGUACUCCCCAAUUCAAAUAAUUUAUCGGAUAAAAAUAUAAAUAUAAGAAACUUAUCAAAUGUAGAGUCAGAAGAGGAAAACCCAGAUCAAGCAGUUAGUUCAAUAUUAGAAUUGACAUGGGGACUUGAUUCUUUAGAUGACCCAGAUUUUCAAGUACUCGUAGAUAAAUGGAGUGAUUUUGAAAAGAGGGUGGAAGCUGAAUGGUAUGAGAUCGAAAGAAUAGAAAUUAGCCAAUUAAGUAAUACAUUAUUAGCAGCUUGGAUAUCAGCCAUUUUAGUAUCUACAAUACCAGAACAACAUUAUGUUAUAUUUAACAACUGGUUCCAAAUGAGCUUAACUUUAUCUCAUCAACGUAAUAUGAAAAAUGAAGAAGAUAAUAAAACAUUAGAAUUCUUGAUGAAAAAAUUGAAAUAUAAAGCUUUGAAUGGACAUAUUAAAAACUGGCAUAUAGAAGUAUAUGAUUAUUGGAGACAUAUUGUACAAAUGAAAAUGGCAAAAAAUAAGGAAUGGGCUAUAUAUAAUAAUGAAAUAUGUAAUACUUGGGUUAAAAGUUUAUUUAAUUAA
Plasmodium adleri (nom. inval.) is the source of this 771-nucleotide messenger RNA. Its product is annotated as Plasmodium exported protein, unknown function. The record is from RefSeq and is a predicted model, not a curated record. Bases 1 to 771 code for a protein of 256 amino acids. Lineage: Eukaryota; Apicomplexa; Aconoidasida; Haemosporida; Plasmodiidae. The transcript is spliced from 2 exons.